Molecule: messenger RNA, 1626 nt
Organism: Paralichthys olivaceus (Japanese flounder)
Lineage: Eukaryota; Metazoa; Chordata; Actinopteri; Pleuronectiformes; Paralichthyidae
Source: RefSeq, a predicted model, not a curated record
UGGUGAUCGCUGUGGGUCUGGUCAGAGCUUAUCUAGCCAGAGGAAGCUACCAUGGGCUGUACUACUCUAUAGAGAAGCCUCUGAAGUUCUUUCAGACUGGAGCUAUUCUGGAGAUACUGCACUGUGCCGUAGGAAUCGUACCGUCCUCAGUGGUCCUGACUGGAUUCCAGGUCAUGUCCCGGGUCUUCCUCACCUGGGCCGUCACACACAGUGUCAGGGAGGUGCAGAGCGAGGACAGCGUGCUGCUGUUCGUCACAGCCUGGACCGUCACAGAGAUCAUCCGCUACUCUUUCUACACCUUCAGCCUGCUCAACCACCUGCCUUACCUCAUCAAAUGGGCAAGGUACACCUUCUUCUUCAUGCUGUACCCUAUGGGAGUGACCGGGGAGCUGCUGACUAUCUACGCAGCUCUGCCGUAUGUGCAGAAGACCGGCCUGUACUCCAUCACUCUUCCCAACAAGUACAACUUCUCCUUCGAUUACCACUCCUUCCUCAUCCUCGCCAUGAUCUCCUACAUUCCCCUCUUCCCCCAGCUUUACUUCCACAUGAUACGACAGAGGAAGAAGGUGCUGGGCCACAUAGAGGACUACAGCAAAGUGGAGUGAGCUGAACAGUAUUCACACAGAAAUUAAAAAACCAAAACAACCGAGAGAAGAGGAACUAAAUCACAUCUGAUUUACACAAAACCCGGCCAGAUUUCAAACUGCCAGAGCUGACCUGGCAGACGAUCAAAUUAUCAAGCUACGUUAUUGUUCUCUUUCUUUCUCUUCCAGCUGUUGUAUAAAUGCUCACUAAUGAACAAACUGGUGAUAUUUGUUUUGCUGUUUUCAUUUAUGAACUAGCAGGGCAUCGGAGACCUCCGCCAUGUUUAACCAACUAACAACAAACACCAAUGAAAACAUAACCCACUUGGUGGAGGUGAUAAAAUAGGUGCUGUCUUCUUUGUCUGAGGUUAUAGUACAAUUUGUUUGAGAUCAGUGGGUCACUUGACAUAGAAGCUAUUAAAAAAACUAGAGCGCAUACCUCCGCCAAGUCCCAACAGUCUCCUUAUGAAACCACAUUUUUAUUUGAAUCUGCUCCAAAUCCCACACACUCAUGGAUGUCAGUCUGCUCGUAAAAUAUCUAUCCCGUAAUGUGUAAGAAAGUGAAAAGUAAAUCCUGGCUCCACCGAGAUCAAUUAAUUCAUUUUUGCGUAAUCCUGCAAACCAACCAACUAACUAACGCAGAUGAAAACACGGCGUCCUCGGCUGCGGUUACUCUAUUACAGCCAAAGAUCUUACGGCUACAGACGAACUGUAUUUUGAACUGAGCCGCACAACUCGGUCACGGCAAAGCAGUGAACUGCAUCCUGCACUGAUAGAAUCAAAAACCCUCUUUCUUUAAAUGACACUAUGGAAAGAUAGAUUUCUCAACUCCCCAUAGUCUUUUUUUUUAAGAUGCAUUUCUUCUUCACUGCAGCGUAGAGAGAAUAAUGUGAAGACUAGUUCUGUUUCUAGGUCGUCUGUAAGUUUUUGCAUCUACAGUGUGAAGUCCACAUGUGUCUGUUGUUUUUUUCCCUCAUUUCAUUAGUCAGACGUUUGAUUACAUUCCUAAUUUAAUCAAUAAAUGAUUUUUAUUUUCAUUUUG